Cynara cardunculus var. scolymus (artichoke) is the source of this 906-nucleotide messenger RNA. RefSeq lists its product as uncharacterized. NCBI's taxonomy places the organism in Eukaryota, Viridiplantae, Streptophyta, Magnoliopsida, Asterales, Asteraceae. The record is from RefSeq and is a predicted model, not a curated record. The transcript is spliced from 2 exons. The coding region runs from base 1 to 906 and encodes 301 amino acids. Gene Ontology annotation, molecular function: nucleic acid binding; zinc ion binding.
AUGAUAGCUGAGCAAAUGGCACAAGUCCUCCGGGAUACAUUGCCAAAUAUGCUUAAAGCAAUGUUGGGUGAGAGAUUUAAAGACAAUAAAGAUAGAGAGGAGGAAAGUGUUCGGCAUGAGAACACUCAAGCCACUGAAAAGGUGGAAGUAUCUGUUAAAGAGAAGGUAGAGUCGCCCACCAACGAGAGAACUGAAUUGACAAUAAAGGAGAAAGGAUGCAGUUUUAAAACAUUCAAAGGCACUGGGACAAAAGAAUUUAAGGGAAUAGAGGGCCCAGUUGGCCUGAUGAACUGGUGGGAGUCUGAGUGUGCCAUCAGAGGUGAUGAGGAUAUUGCUGCCAUGACUUGGGAGCAAAUGAAAAAGAUGAUGAUGGAUAAGUACUGCACACAAUCAGAGGUGAACAAGCUAGAAUUAGAAUUUCUUAGAUUAAAGCAAGGUUCAUUGUCGGUUCAAGAAUAUGUUAACGAUUUUCUUGAGAAAGCGAGGUUCGCUAGUUACCAGGUAGCUACCGAGGAGAGAAAGAUAGGUCGCUUCAAAGACGGCUUAAGAAUCGAAAUCAAACGGUACGUGGACAUGACUAAACCGACCACAUUUGUACAAGCAGUGGAGAUGGCGAAGGUGGCAGAGGAGAACAAUGCUAGGGAGAAUUGUGAUAAAAGAUAUGCAAAGAGAAGAUGGGAAGAAUCGAACAAGUUCAACAAGAAACCAAAAUGGACUCCGACUCUGGCAAAAACACGAAGCGAGGGAUUCACUAUUCCUCCAUGUAACAAAUGCAACAAGAGACAUAGGGGAGAGGGGAGAGCGGGGAGCCUGACAUGCUACAAAUGUGACAAACCUGGGCAUACCGCGCGAGAGUGUCCAGAAGGAAAAACUUGUUAUGAAUGUGGGGCUACGGGACAUUUAUGA